AUGAGAAGAAACUUCACCUCAGUGACUGAGUUCAUUCUCCUUGGACUGACUGAUCGCCUGGAACUGCAGAUUCUCCUCUUCCUGCUCUUUCUGGCCAUUUAUGUGGCCACAGUGGCAGGGAAUCUGGGCAUGAUUGUACUCAUCCAGGUCAAUGCCAGGCUCCACACGCCCAUGUACUUUUUCCUGAGCCACUUGUCCUUUGUGGAUCUGUGCUUCUCCUCCAACGUGACUCCAAAGAUGCUGGAGAUUUUCUUGUCAGAGAAGAAAACCAUUUCCUAUCCUGCUUGUCUGGUGCAGUGUUACCUUUUUAUAGCCUUGGUCCAUGUGGAGAUCUACAUCCUGGCUGUGAUGGCCUUUGACCGGUACAUGGCCAUCUGCAACCCUCUGCUUUAUGGCAUCAAAAUGUCCAAGAGCGUGUGCACAUCCCUCAUCACGGUGCCUUAUGUGUAUGGAGCACUCACUGGGCUGAUGGAGACCAUGUGGACCUACAGCCUCAUGUUCUGUGGCUCCAAUGAAAUCAAUCACUUCUACUGUGCUGACCCCCCUCUGAUUAAGCUGGCUUGCUCUGACACCACCAAAAAAGAAACAUCAAUGUUUGUUGUGGCUGGUUUCAACUUCACCUAUUCUCUCCUUAUCAUUCUUAUUUCUUAUGUGUACAUAUUUCCUGCCACGUUAAAGAUCUCCUCUUCAGAAGGAAGGCACAAAGCUUUCUCCACCUGUGGCUCCCACCUGACAGCUGUCACCAUAUUCUACUCAGCUCUUUUCUUCAUGUAUCUCAGACCCCCCUCAGAAGAGUCCGUGGAGCAGGGGAAAAUGGUGGCUGUGUUUUAUACUACGGUAAUCCCCAUGUUGAACCCCAUGAUCUACAGUCUUAGGAAUAAAGAUGUGAAAGAUGCUUUAAUCAAAGAACUGUUCAGAAGGAAGUUGCUUCCUAAAUAA
Artibeus jamaicensis (Jamaican fruit-eating bat) is the source of this 939-nucleotide messenger RNA. Its product is annotated as olfactory receptor 5M8. Gene Ontology annotation, biological process: G protein-coupled receptor signaling pathway; sensory perception of smell. The record is from RefSeq and is a predicted model, not a curated record. Lineage: Eukaryota; Metazoa; Chordata; Mammalia; Chiroptera; Phyllostomidae. Gene Ontology annotation, cellular component: membrane. Gene Ontology annotation, molecular function: G protein-coupled receptor activity; odorant binding; olfactory receptor activity.